AUGCCCCUAAACACAUGCGAAUACCAACUGCUGUUUCUGCUCUGUUUUCUGAUGAAAAGCUGUCACGCUUUCAAAAAUGAUGCUACUGAAGAGUUUAACAGGCACGCGCUCGCAUCGGCUCAAGAGACUCCGAAUAACGCGUCGUUAAACCGAGCUCGCAACGGAGGAAGAAGACCAGAGAGUCGCCACCAGACCGAACAGCACCAGGUCGGCUGCAGGGAGCUGAGGUCCACUAAGUAUAUAUCUGAUGGCCAGUGCACCAGCCUGAACCCAGUCAAGGAGUUGGUGUGUGCUGGUGAAUGUCUGCCCACCCACCUGCUGCCCAACUGGAUCGGUGGAGGUCACUACUGGAGCAGACGGGAUGCCCAGGAGUGGCGCUGUGUCACCGACCGCACACGAACCCAGCGCAUUAAACUCCAGUGCCAGGAUGGCACCACACGCACAUACAAAAUCACAGCUGUCACCUCCUGCACAUGCAAGAGAUACACUCGCCAAAACAACGAGUCCUCUCAUGCACCUCAGAGUCACUCAAAGGAUCAUCCACUGCAGAGCCCCAAGAAGAAAAAAAGCAAAAAUAAAAACUCCAAGCUUACUUCUAAAAACAAAGAGAUUUGA
This is a messenger RNA of Danio rerio (zebrafish), 615 nucleotides long. RefSeq names its product sclerostin domain containing 1b (gene sostdc1b). Gene Ontology annotation, cellular component: extracellular region. The record is from RefSeq and is marked provisional. NCBI's taxonomy places the organism in Eukaryota, Metazoa, Chordata, Actinopteri, Cypriniformes, Danionidae.